GCCCAAUAUUAUAGAACGAAAAGCCCAACAGUACAAAAACAACAGGAAGCUUUUCCCCAAGCCCAAGAAUAACAUAUCCCCUUCCUCAAGAAUUUUCCUAAAUUUCAUAUCCGGGAAAUUACAAAACUCACAAAGUCAAUUAGGAAAGGCUGCCAUUGUCAAACUCUUUAGCUGAAGCUUCCAAAACCCUUAAAAGAGGAACUAAAACCCUAGUCACCGUCUUCGUGUAAAGAGGAAACCCUUUUGCCUCAAUUACUGGGUAAAUUAUUUGAAUAUGUCCGGCGGAAGAUUUAGGGAGCUGUUGAGGAAGUACGGGAAGGUAGCAAUCGGUGUCCACCUCUCCGUCUCGGCGGCCUCAAUCACCGGCCUUUACGUCGCCGUCAAGAACAAUGUUGACGUCGAGUCCGUCUUUCAGAGGCUCGGCAUCCCCGGAGUAUCCUCUAAAGGUGGAGAAAACGAAGCCCCUUCCCCCUCCGACGCCGCCGCCUCCUCCUCGCAUAAUACGGAGAUUAUUAUUCCCGCCGAAGAUGGCGGAGCGUCUGUAGAGGUGAAGAAAAGGAAUCGCACAGCUGAGAUGGCGAAGACCAGCGGUGGUGCUUUGGCUCUGGCGUUGCUGCUUAAUAAGGCCCUUUUCCCGGUAAGGGUUCCGAUCACCCUUGCUCUUACCCCUCCGGUGGCGCGUUUCCUCAGGGCGAGACAGAUUAUUAAGAAUGGCCUGUAGAAAUAUUCGACAGUUAAGAUAUAAUCUUUUUUUUUGUUCUUUGCCUUUCCAAAAUUGGCCUAUCGAGAAACACUUAUGCUUGAGAUAAACAUGGAAUUUCGGGAUUAUAUGCAGGAUUUGGUAGGAACGUUGCGAUUUAUGAUUUUCGGGAUAGCUUUUCACUUUCUGUUUUUUCCCCUUAUCCCAACAUUGUCAAUUGUGUACAUUAUGCACUUAAAGGGCCUGAUCUUGCCCGUGUUUGCUAAGAUAUAGAGCAUGUAUGUGCCUCAUUUCGAUCUCAGAGUUUUUUUUUUUUUUAAUUGCAAUUCCUAUAAAUAUAGAGAGAUAC
This is a messenger RNA of Oldenlandia corymbosa var. corymbosa, 1049 nucleotides long. The record is from the annotation of a GenBank genome assembly. Lineage: Eukaryota; Viridiplantae; Streptophyta; Magnoliopsida; Gentianales; Rubiaceae.